This is a messenger RNA of Salvelinus sp. IW2-2015, 813 nucleotides long. RefSeq lists its product as uncharacterized. The record is from RefSeq and is a predicted model, not a curated record. NCBI's taxonomy places the organism in Eukaryota, Metazoa, Chordata, Actinopteri, Salmoniformes, Salmonidae.
AUGAAAGUUAAAACUAUUAACAGAGAGCCUCUUUAUGUUGCAGGUGCUCAGGGUCACAACUGCUGGAGGGUGACUUACACCAAGAGGAGAAUCUGUGUCUUGAAGGGCUCCACAGUGGACAUAUCCUGCUCUUACACUCAUCCCUAUAGUUAUAUAGAACAGGGUUCAUUCUGGUUUACACAGAAACGCACUGUAGAUCUCAGUACAUAUCCAGAGUAUGCAGGUCGUGUGGAGUACAAUAGAAACACAGAGAACCAUCACACCAUGACAAUAACACACCUGACAGAGAAUGACUCUGCUGAAUACAAAUUCAGAUUACUAACAACAGAUGAGGGGAGAUUUUCUGGCCUUCCUGGUGUGAUGUUGACUGUCACAGAUAUCCUGUUGGAGAUGGAUCCUACGUCUGUGUCAGAGGGGGGGAGAGUCACACUGAGAUGUAGAACCCAAUGUACAGUCGGUCUCAACCCCACCUACAUCUGGUACAAGAACAGACAAUAUAUAGAGCAGAGGACUUCCUCUAUAUACUCUAAAUAUGUCUACAGGAAGGAUGUAGACAGCUACUCCUGUGCUGUAAAAGGCCAUGAGGAUCUCCGCUCUCCUGCAGUGUGUGUUCAUAGUUCAAACUGCUGGAGAGUGACUUACACCAAGAGGAGAAUCUGUGUCUUGAAGGGCUCCACAGUGAACAUAUCCUGCUCUUACACUCAUCCCACUAGUUAUAUAGAACAAGGUUAAUUCUGGUUUACACAGAAACACCCUGUAGAUCUCAGUUCAUAUCCAGAGUAUGCAGGUCGUAUGGAGUACAAUAGAAACACA